AUGUCGCGGACAUCCACAUCCAUUGAGCUGCAAGAAUACCCUCGAACCCCACACACGAUCACACAGCCAUCUAGCAUCCACCAGAAGGAAAAUGACGCGCUUUCGUUGACUGAAGAGGUGCAGCCCAUCAACACGCUGAGAAAUGCUGUUUCUGCUGAGCUACUGGGGGAGCCAGACAAGAAGACCACUGCAAUCGUACUGCUAACGGUAGUGUGCGUGACUAUGAUCAGCUCCAUGCUGAGUGGUGUGGUAGCGGUAGCGCUGCCCUCGAUCGCAAAAGAGCUAGAGCUGGGGCCUGAUGUACUUCUUUGGCCCAUCUCGAUCUACGCCCUUACAUGCGGUUGCACACUACUCCUACUGGGCUCCAUCGCAGACGUUGUUGGAUCGAGACCUAUGUAUCUUAUCGGCUGCUUCCUCCAAUCCGGCUUUACGCUCGCCUGCGGUCUAGCAGAGACCAGUACACAGAUUAUUGUCUUCCGUGGCUUCGCUGGGAUCGCCAUCUCAUUCUGCUUACCUUCAGCGGUGAGAAUCAUUACCAGUACCUUUCCACAAGGCAAGAGCAGAAACAUUGCAUUUGCCUCAAUGGGCGGAGGCCAGCCAAUCGGAUUCAGCGUGGGAUUGGUGCUAGGAGGUGUAUUUGCUGAGACAAUCGGGUGGAGAUGGGCUUUCCACAUAUCAGCCAUUAUCAACAGUGCAGUUUUUGUCAUAGCCCUGUUUGGAUUACCAAAAGUUAAGGACAAGAAAGAGAAUGUUUGGUCUCGCAUCAGGAAUGACAUCGACUGGGUCGGGAUUGUUAUUGGUAGUGCCUCGGUGGCGCUCUUGUCGUACUGCUUCAGCGUCAUCUCAAAGAGUACCGGCAAGAUCAAAGAACCAGAGACUCUCUCUCUUCUAGUCCUUGGCUUCGCUCUCAUUCCCUCCUUCAUCCUCUGGGUGGGACGACAAGAGAAGCUCGGCCGCCCAGCUGUGAUCCCGAACUCCCUUUGGCGCAACCGGAUCUUCAGUGUCAUCUGUAUUGGCGUUUUUGUCGUUUGGGGUGUGUUCAAUGCCAUAGAAUCAUGGCAGACACUCUUUUUUCAGGACGUACAAGAAAUAUCACCCUUACAGACGAGUUUGCGAUUUCUGCCUACACCUAUUGGUGGAGCGCUGUCUAACGUGGUCAUGGGCCUCGUCGCGCACCGAGUACGCGCUGACUGGGCUUGUCUCGUUGGUGUCGCGCUCACCAGCAUUGGCUCGCUGCUCAUGUGCAUCAUACAACCAGAAUGGACAUACUGGGCCUGCGCGUUCCCGGCCGUCUUCCUCAAUCCCGUCGGCGCAGACGUCUUAUUCACAGUCUCCAACUUGGUCAUCACUGCGGUUUUCCCAGCGCGCGAUCAGGCGCUUGCAGGAAGUGUUUUCAACACGGUUGCGCAAAUUGGCAAGAGUGUGGGCCUUGCUACCAGCGCCGUUAUCGCAGCAAGUGUCACCCAGCACUCCAAGAUGGCGGACAAAGAGAGCCCGGUCGCACUUAUGGAGGGUUUCCGAGCGGCGUUCUGGUACGUAUUUGCCUUGAGUUGCGCUAUAGGGGUGCUGUUUGCAUUUGGAUUGCGGGGAAUCGGCAAGGUUGGUAUGAAGAGGGAUUAG
Ascochyta rabiei is the source of this 1620-nucleotide messenger RNA. RefSeq lists its product as uncharacterized. Gene Ontology annotation, cellular component: membrane. Gene Ontology annotation, biological process: transmembrane transport. Bases 1 to 1620 code for a protein of 539 amino acids. Lineage: Eukaryota; Fungi; Ascomycota; Dothideomycetes; Pleosporales; Didymellaceae. The record is from RefSeq and is a predicted model, not a curated record. The transcript is spliced from 4 exons. Gene Ontology annotation, molecular function: transmembrane transporter activity.